Molecule: messenger RNA, 2965 nt
Organism: Biomphalaria glabrata
Lineage: Eukaryota; Metazoa; Mollusca; Gastropoda; Planorbidae
Exons: 8
Coding region: 330-1820 (496 amino acids)
Source: RefSeq, a predicted model, not a curated record
CUGGUUUAUUAAUUAAGAAAACAAGUGUUUUGAUGGCUCCUCGUCUUUACUUAAUGAGCUGAGACUAUAUAGCUACCAUUUAAACACUAAUUCGUACGAGUUGUUCAGGAAAUCCAUUCUUCACUAUUGGAGACAGGACUAUUCAGAUAAGCAUACGACAAGCUUAUAGUAUUGUAUUUUUAUAAUUAUUGCAUUCCUAAAGUUUAGUCAUUUUCACGAUAAUUUAUCUAUAAAGUGUUUUUUUUCCCCCCAGUGUAACCAGUUUGAUUUAUGACAGUUAACGAAACCCAAGACGAAAUGAGACACUCCAUCAAUAUUGUAAUACAAAGAUGAGGACAAUGUCAAUAAAAUGUGUGUUUUUCAAAUUCUACGCUUCAUAUGUUUGGAUAAUACUUUGUUUAAAAGUGUACUGCAAACAGUCGACUGAUAUUAACCUACGUUACUUUGAGGGUGAAACAUUCAACAUUACCUGUGAUAUACGAAACUUUACUAAGCUUCCAGAGUCGGACAACCUGACGUCAUUAGUUUUUCAUGCACAAAACGUCCCACAAGGCAACUUUCUUUUCGCAAGUUAUUGGCCCUUUGGGAGUUCAAAGAAUGGAACAGAUAAGCCGAAACAAUGGAUUGUUUAUUACAGUGGUGGAAACAGCCCUACCAACAGAGAAACUAUUCAAAUAACAGUAACUGUUGUCAGCUUUCAGUCCUAUAAUGCUGGUUCCUAUGGUUGUAUAGCCGAGGUGCCAGGGUACAGCACUGUCUUUGAAUCUGUUCCUGUGAAUAUCACCAUUAAGGAAAAUAUAAAAGAGUUUUUUAAUGAACCAAUUGAAGACAUUGUUAACUCAACGGACGGUACAAUGAAUUUGCCAUCAAAUGAUUCCCACAUAGAGUUUUUUAAUGAAUCAAUGGAUGACAUUUUAGGCUCAACGGACGUGACAAUGAAUUUGCCAUCAAAUGAUUCCCACAUAGUUGCAGGUAUCAGUCACACCAACAUGACUAUUUUAGUGUCUGUGAUGGCCAUCUUCUUUGUCAUCAUAAUUAUCUUUAUCACCUGGUUCAAACGUAAACACAUCGCCCAACUAUUAAAAUUACAAAUAAAUCAAGAAGCAUUGGAACUUGUGGGAACUGUUGACAACUGCGAAACAGCGGACAACUAUGCCAACACAACAGUCAAAACCAUUGCUGAAACUAGUUCUGGAGGCCAGGAUGUCGUUCAAAUGACGGAUAAGCCUAUAGAGGUAGAAUCUCAUACUCCAGAAAAUUCCAACCAGUCAAUGAAAAGGAAGCGACUUAAUUAUAUUGACGUACAAAUCAACCAGGAAACGAAACUUCCCGAGCUGGUGAAAGAGGUUCGUCUCAAGGGAAAGUCGCAUACAGUCAGGUACACGAUUAUUGACCCCGAGGCCACUCUACGCAUGGCUGUGGAGGCGCGUCUGCAGAGUUCCCAAACAGACGAAGAUGAUCACGAGAGUCAACUGUACUGCAACUUUUCCUCCCUUUGUGCCACUUCAGGCGGCAGCCGUGCAAGCGUCAGUGCCGAGGACCAGGUGAACGUGUAUUACAACUGCCAGAUGAUUGUGGCGGAAAGUCGAGAAACUACCAUGAAGAAGGAACAAGACCGCAGUUCGGCAGAAACAUUACAGGAGUGCUGGGAUAGCAAUACAAGCGGCGUGGAGACAGCAAGUGAGUGGAAUGGGUCAGAAACAGAAAAUAACGAGAAUAUAGACAAUAAUCCUCAAUCUAAUACAGAUGGUCUUUACGCUAAUAAUGGGGACACACAGAAGAUGAGCGCUAUCACUGAUAUGCUCUUCACGAAUCUUUAACCAAUGAUUAACUAUGUAUUUCCUUCGACCCCGUAGUCUGUUCGAUCGUUGCGGCCAUGCUAGACCGUCUUUCCCCAUUUGUCUCUGUCUGUUGCUAGGGUAAGAGUCUCUUUUAAUGACGCGCUGUCACGGGUGAAUGUGUGUAUGUAUAAUCUAUUUUUUUUUUUACAAAAGAGCGAAUCACCGGAAGUGUGUUAGUUGUCAAAAGUAAAGAGUGCAGUGUUUGAUAUACCGAAAAGUUGAUUAAAGUUUCCGUGUAUUGAUCUAGUUGUUUUAUUGUUUUAUUCGAUAAUUACAGAGAAGGUAGUUGUCAGAGAGUUAUAAGUAGAUAUAUAAUAGGAAAGCUGUAACACACGCCAUGUCCAUUCCUUGAUACUGUCCUAUCAGUAUCAUCGCUUCUUUUGUGUGCAGAAAGAUCUUUGCGAGCUCUAAAUAAUUAGUGUGUAAUAAUUUAAUACUCGCUUUGUUCAGUUAAAUGUUCAGUGCCGACUAAGGCUACCGAAAUAUUUUUUUAAAUCUGAGCCCAGGUAUUUUUUAAAAGCUUAUUAUAUCAACUCACUCUGUCAGUCUGGUUAAAAGUUUGAACUUUUUUUUUUCUUCCAUUCUCGGAUCAAGUUGAAACUUUGCACAAUUUUUACUUUACUUGUCUUCUCAAACAGGACUUGAAUCGAUCGAAACGAAAAAAUAUUAACUGAUUUGUUCAUUCAUUAUUGGUGAUUGUUUAUUUUGUUUUAUAUGUCAGAAAGGAGGCUAAACCCUACCAUUUUUCAGAUAAAUGGAAGUGAUUAGCAGUUCUUUCCCUUAGAUAAGCUUUGUUUUUUUUUUUUUAAAGUAAUCUUUUUUUGCUUGUUCGACAGUAGCUCUUAUUCAAGCCGUAAAAAAAAUAUAAAAAGGCAUUAAUGCAUCACCGUAACUUUCACCCUGAUAACCCCUCCCCCCUUCUUACCUCCCCUUGUGCCAACUGGUCCAGACUAGCGAUAAGAUCAUAGUACACCGAGGAAGCUAAAAGCUUGAAAUUGCGCUAAAUAAAAACAAUUGGUGAAACUAUUUCUAAUCACACAGAUUUAUUGUUGUUAGUCUUGAUCUAUUACAAAUUUAAUCACAUGUCUGAUGCAAACUGAUAAAAUUAAACUGUACACAACCUU